AACACCCCAGCCUCGCGCAGAACGACAACUCACACAAACACUCUCGGGCACGUCACAUUCUACACUGCAACCAUUUCUCCUCCUGCUACAAAUACUAUGAGUGCUCCUGCCUCGGCCGCGCGAGAGGUAGCGUCAGCAUGGUCGACGCGGAUCCAAUCACCUCCUUCUUAGACGCCUACCACGACUCCGGCCAAGUGCCCAGCAUUCCAGAACGCCGGCCAGCAAUUACCUGUUGUUGCGGUGACGCCGCCUGCGCAUACCUACGACACAACGAGCAGGCUCUGUCGGUGCUGGAGCGCGAUGUCCGGACUGCCGCGCAGAUUGGCAAGGCGUUGUUGACGCGGCAUGAGGCUUACAUCCAAGACUCCGAGAAGGAACGAAAGGCUAUGGCCGCACAGAUUCAGUCGCUGGAGGUGGAGAAGCAGGCUUUGGAGAGACAAAACGCCAACGCUAUCGAAGAGAAUCGGUCACUCUUGGACCAACUCGAAUCAUUGAACAAUGCUGUCGCCGAUUCCGAUACCCAGGUCACGAACCUACAGACGACAUUGCGGAGUACUCAACAGGAACUUCAGAAGUUGUCUUACUUACAGUCGCGAACGGAGAGUCUCGAGCAACAACUUGCGGACUUCGAGAGAGAGCAGGCAUCAUGGCAGAUGACAUUCGAACAAAAGGACGAGGCUGAGAAGACAGCGCUUCGCAGAUGGCAGGAAGCUCAGCGAACACUAUCGCAUCUGCAAGAGCAAAUAGAACGCAUUGAGCAGGAAGCCAAGGAGGAAAAGGAACGCCAUGUGGAAGUGCUGGGUCGCAUGGAACGACAGCACAUUGUCGAGAAGGAACUGGACUCGGCCGCCGGCAGGCUGAAAGGCGCAGCAGCCGUCAAGACCGCGGGAAGCGGGACGAAUGUGGUCUCGCACUUUGUCAAGGAUAUCCUCCAGGACAACGCGAAUCUGCAGAUGGGCAUUGUCGAAUUGAGAGACAUGCUGCAGAACUCCAAUGAAGAGGUGGAGACCCUGAGACAACAGCUGUCUGUACAUCAGCCUGUCGUCUCGGCAGCAGAUAUACCCGACCCGACUACCUCGCCCAUCCGUCCGCACCUGAAGGAAGAGAUGAGAAGAGCCACAUCUCAAGAGUUGCAUGUUCACCAUCACUACCACGCACCAAACACACCAAAGACGCCGAUCGUCCGAAGACCCAAGAAGAAACGCUACGGUGCUCUGACUCCCGGUCACUACACGCCUCCGACCUCUGGUCUAAGCACACCUCGCCAUUCUUUCUCAAUUCCUUCGAACACUGCCGCCAUAUUGUCGCAAACCGCGGCAAGCCUGCCCGGACAACGAGCGUCACAUCAAAAACGAUGGUCAUACAUGUCAGAACAAUCGUUCGUGUCAGCUCACUCUGUUCAAAGCAGCUUCUCCGGUCCGAGCUCGCCGCAGUCUUCAAAUCGUGCUUCUUCAGUGUUCGAUCGCGUCUUUAGCGAUGCAGGACAGGAGUCAUCACGCCCUUCGACACCCGAUACAGAGGAUCCGGGAUCGCCAAUGUUCAUUCCGAUAGGCUCGAAACGCAUCACAAGCGCACCUAUGCACUCGCAGCGGCCUUCUGUCUCUUCACAUCGCGGACGACCUUCUCUGGACUCUAUCCUCGAUACCAGCACGGAGAACCUGCGCGAGCUCGACGCUCAACAGGCGGCUCCCGAAGCAGUAAUACCCGAGGAGGACGAACUCGACUGGGAGAACACUGACGACACCCCUGGAGAUGAUACUUCUGAUGCAAUCUCGCCACUCUCGGACGAAAUCCAACAAGCUCUUGAGCGACCUCGGAUGCUACGGCGUGCCACUUCGCAUGAAUCUAUAAUGUCAUGUCGUGGCAUGGAUAUUCAUACGCUCAAGUCUCGACCCUCGCAGCUUUUGACACCUUAUGGUAGUCGUUCUUUCACACCACAAGCAGUGAUCAGUGACACCACUGCGCAAGUGUCAGCUUCAAUGUCACGGCCAUCAGGCAGUGGCCAUCGCAUGCUGAGUGGCAUGAAUCCUCCUGCCGCCAGCCGACAACCCAGCUCGAAUAAGUCUGGGCUCGGCAGCAGAGUCGGUGGCUGGAUGUUCGGCAAAUGGGGCGCAUCGCCCGCACCUACCGUGACGGUUACCGAUACCAAUGCUUCUGUGAGCCCACCAAAAAUGAACAGAAGUGUUAGUGUCGCAUCUGGCAGCACGGGUCGAUCUACAGAAGAUGGAGAUCUGACACCCAAGAAACCCAAGCUACGUCCUCCGGGCAUCAACCAGUCGGGACCCAUACCUGGCUUCGGACCAGAGAUCAAGAUCUCACAUCCGCCAAUUAUGAAGAGUCUUGACAAGAGUGCAUUGCAGAAGGUGUUGGAUGAAUCGGCGCAAUAAACGCACAGGCAUAUGGAGCGAUAUUCAUGAUCUUUCCUUUUAUUACGAGUUCUGAGAUACCCCAUGACGGCGCGCGGGUCGUAGUUUCUAGAUAUCCUUUUAUGCAUGCGAGUGAUCAUGCUCGUUUACCAGCC
Molecule: messenger RNA, 2521 nt
Organism: Cercospora beticola
Lineage: Eukaryota; Fungi; Ascomycota; Dothideomycetes; Mycosphaerellales; Mycosphaerellaceae
Source: RefSeq, a predicted model, not a curated record